Molecule: messenger RNA, 1657 nt
Organism: Apis mellifera (honey bee)
Lineage: Eukaryota; Metazoa; Arthropoda; Insecta; Hymenoptera; Apidae
Product: fatty acid hydroxylase domain-containing protein 2
Exons: 7
Coding region: 339-1364 (341 amino acids)
Biological process (GO): sterol biosynthetic process
Molecular function (GO): C-4 methylsterol oxidase activity; iron ion binding
Source: RefSeq, a predicted model, not a curated record
CGCAUUUGCCAGUAUCAACCGUCUGCGUUUAUCGACUAUCAUGUAUGCUGUGGCAAAUGUGAUCCAUUGACUUCAAACACAAAAAUUAUCGUGAUUUUUACGUAAACGUUAUAUCAAUAAUCAUGAUGGAUGUGCAGAAGCAGUAUAAAGUGAAGAUUACACGGUCUCUCCGAGGUCUGUGGACUACAGGUUAAGAACCGCUGGUCUGAGGCAUAGUCAAGGAUAAAACAACACGGGUUCAGUCAGUACGUGUCAUUCGACAACGGAAUGCCGUAUAUAACGAGAUUGAACGAGUGAGAAUCUAAAAAGUGUAGUUAGGUCACGUGAUUAGUUUUAAAAUGUUGCUACUCGAAACUUUAUUUCAACGAAAAGUGACGCCUAGGAGCAGUGAAGAUAAGAAUCAAACGCCACCGACUUUGCUUUCAAGUUUAAGAAGCGUUUUAUUCGUAAUUGGAACUGUAGUAAUCGGAUUUGCUGCAUUCUGCAAUUCGCUAACAUGGCACUUACAAAGAUUUUGGGGAGCCUCAGGUGAUUUUUGGCAAGCACAAUGGGAUAAAAUCUUAGAUAAAUUAGGAGAUGAUCCCGGCACGCUUUGGGUUUAUGGCUCGAUAGGACUGACAUUUUUCGUGUACUGGUUCUUUGGCGGGAUUUACAUGAUUCUAGAUAUAACUAAUCGGCCAGCAGUUUUACGAAGAUACAAAAUACAACCGGGUACGAACGAACCGGUCGACACGAGAGAAUUGUUCAAAGUAAUCGCUCAAGUACUAUUCAAUCAAACCAUUGUUGGACUUCCUCUAGCGUAUAUUAGUUAUCACCUUAUGGAAUGGCGCGGUUAUCCCCCUGUACGCGAAUUGCCGACCUUCCACUGGGUACUUGUUGAAAUUGCUUUUCACAUAUUGUGCGAGGAAAUUGGAUUUUAUUACUCGCACAGAUUUCUGCAUAGCCGCUAUCUAUAUAAAUAUAUACAUAAACAACACCACGAAUGGACGGCUCCUAUAGCUAUAACAUCAUUGUAUUGUCAUCCUUUAGAACAUAUUGGUUCUAAUUUAUUACCACCGUUUUUGGGAGUAUAUAUCAUAGGUUCUCAUGUGGCUACUGCUUGGCUUUGGUUUUCGCUUGCUAUUCUUUCUACAUUAAAUGCGCAUUCUGGUUACCAUCUACCAUUUUUUCCAUCUCCAGAAGCUCAUGAUUUUCAUCAUUUAAAGUUUAAUCAAUGUUUUGGAGUUUUGGGAGUAUUAGACCGAAUUCAUGGAACAGACACACAUUUUCGAAAUUCUAGAGCUUACCAACGUCAUGUAAUGAUGCUUAGCUUUACUCCACCAAGAGAAGCUUUUCCAGAUGAAGUAAAAUAUAAAUCUAAAUAAAGAAAGUUUUAUUGAACAUCGUGAUAAGAAAAUUAAAUAAGAAAGUUCGGUAUAAUAAUAUGUUCAAUAUGAAAUAUACUAUAAAAUACUUUUGCACUUGUUUUAUUAGUUUUGAUUAGUCACUUAAAUUUAAUCAGUAAUAUACAAUAAAAAUUUAUAUUUUUCAAUAAGUAAAUAGGAUUAAAUAAAUAGAAUAUAAUUUUUUUAUUUAGAAAUUGCAUAUUUUUAAUUAUUAUGAAAUUUCAGUUAUUAUAAACAUUAUAGUAACGUGAAUAUAAUGUAUUAUUAAGCAA